Messenger RNA from Vitrella brassicaformis, 4190 nucleotides. The record is from the annotation of a GenBank genome assembly. Lineage: Eukaryota; Vitrellaceae.
CUCUCAUGGGCGACAGAAUGUCAGGACAGGACACAGCUGAUUCACCCGCCGACCAGGCUCGCCGUUGGCUGCUGGAACGUCGACGAACAGGGGAAUCGUCCGAACAAUAAACGCGGAAGCUCCUCCGGCCAAGCUGGGGCGAUUCCUGAUACGCUCGACGUCCUCACUUGUGCAGCUGAGGAGGAAGUCAGAUUGAAGAUUGUCAUCCGAGAGGCCAGCCGUGGAGCUAUCCGUCGCCACGUUCGCGAUAGAUCUGCAGCCACACAAAGCAGUGCACAAAUCCGUACGGUGAGUAACAAUCGCUCUGUUCGUCGUGUGUUGAUCUCAUUACUUGAGAUCAAAGUCAACGCCAGCUUCGAGUGGCGGGUCAUCGGCCGUCACAUUUAUGGGAGUGGUGGGGCGACACUGAAUCUGAACGCCAAGAGGGACGCCUGACGAAUUCGAUACCCAGGACACAGCGUAACGACACGAGCCAAUGCCCCUCUGUCUGCUCAUUACCUUCUUGUCGAUUGUCGCAUACUGUGGGCAAGACAGCAUACAGGAUUGUAUCGUACUGCUGGCCAGGUAGGCCGUUGUCCAACUCAGUCAUCCCAUGGCUAGCAGUAACAGCAAUAUUCGUCGAAGUGAAGUCUUGUUGCACCAACAGGCGCGGGACGCACGGGAAGCGGGGGGUUCUCCCGCCACGGCGGUAAGUGAGUCGAGUCGAGGGUGAGAAGCACCGGUCGUCCGUUUCAUCUGUUGGGGCGCUGAGGAUGGUGUAGUCCAUCUGGUUGAGCGAGAAGCUGGACAGACACAUGACAGAGAACAACACAGUCACCUCACUCAGCCAACAUGCCAUGCCAUCCAAUUCACCUGGACGUCAGCAGCAGCUCUGGGACGGACGCUUGACUCCUGGUCUUGCUUUGCUGCAGGUCCUCGAUGACAGGGAGAAAGGGCAGAUUGAGCGGCUCGCCAGUCUGUUGCGGGAUUGCCCUGCCGGAUGGGUCGAUCGCGAGACCUGCAUGAUACGCAACGACGGCAUCACGGGGAUCGUCGUGCUUGAUCAGUUUGCCUCACCACCGACAAGAGUGCCUGCGAAUACCACACAUCCAUGAAGCUCCUCCCGCCUUCCCCUGCCUCAUUUAUGUAUCUUUUCGGCGCGCACCUUCGACGAACAUGAGCGUGUCGUUGCAAACCUCCACCGGCUCUCCGUCAACCAAGGUCAGCACCUGGCGCACCGUACCCUUGAUAUCGACAUUUGCGAAGGCUAUCUGAGCCUGGUCAUAGGCAUCCACCGUAAAGGGCUGCAGUCUCCCAUCCAGCGCAGCCACGUCGUAUCUGAUAGUCGCCUGCAUGUCCUCACAGCUGAAAAAGAGAUUUUCCUCUGUUCUGCUGUCUUCCCCUAUGCCUGUCUCCCGGUUGAUCAGUCUCAGACAAUAGUCGGUCCCGGUUGAUCUCUCUUCGAUGCGAUCGACCAUGCGAUAGCUGGACGGCUGAGUCGACGUGGGGGCGGCCAGGAUCGCAUCAGGACACGCAUCAACUGAGACGCAGAGAGAAAAGAAGAAGGACCAGUGAGAUGGGGAUGUCCAAGUGAAUGUCUUGGUGUGACUCACAGCAUUCGUAACCGAUGAAACACGUAUCAUUCCAUAUGUUCCCAUCCUCUUGCAACACGUCGACAAAUGCCGUGAUGCUUUGUUUGCCAGGCUCGUUGGUGGGAGGGCAUGUGUGCUCCUCCAGCUGGCUGAUCGUCCUGUUCCUAGCAUUCGCCGCAAUCAACGACUCCUCACCGGUGACAUUGACGUUCACCAAGGUGUCACCCCCCAGCGUGCCGACAUCCGGACCGAGUGAGACAGCCACGAUGUCGCCCACUGUGAGAUUCCUGGGAAGCGUAAAAGGCUCCUCAAAACCGACUGGAAGGUUCUGGAUGCGCGGACCGCGGCAGUUGGUCAGCACUUUGGCACAAACCCACAAACACAGAGCAGACACAUGUGAUUCGUCUUUAAGUUUCGAUGCCCGUGUCAGCCUCGCACCUUCUGUUCCGUCCGUCAAAGGUCCCUCGGUCAAAGCUCCCAGCUGCCCUUUCAAAACCAGACCCAGUUCCAUUCCAGUGCCACCAUCAAAAAGGCCAAAUGUUGGCGACAGCAUCUCGGCAGCAUUCACACAAAACAGCGACACCGCGAGCCGACGGUCGCAGGGAUCCACGAAUUCCUCGGCAUCAGUGUCAUUGAGGCACGAAAUGUCGAGGCUCUGAGCUUGCACGAAAUAUGAGUCCAUGAUGCGGUCGCUGCCGAAGGAGAGGCGCGGGCCCUCUUCCGGCCUGAACACUGGGAAGAAUAUCGAUGGGAGGGCUUGACCGAGGAGGGUCCGACCGGGGUCGGGGCCCAGAAAGAUGCCCCUCUCUCUCUCUCUCGACGCCACGCCGGUAGAACGAGGCCUUGUCGAUGUACGCUGACUUUCUUUUGAGCUUCGACAGGCCUCGCUGCAGUUCCGGAACACAUCUUGCUUCGAUUCUGCGUCCAGAGAAAGCUCAAGCGGAUUCUGAAACAGAAAGACGCACCACGGACCAAGGCAAGCGAGAGCAAUACGACCAAGGGGCCCCACUGCCUUUGCUGACUUACCACCGAGACAGGGAGGCCGGUCGUUGCGUCGGUUCUAUAUCCGCCUGCUGCCAAGGCAAUCACGCCUCCCGCAUCGGUGUCGCCUGACGUUACGGUGAAAACCCGUUGCUUGACAGGAAGGUCGCAGCCCUCCGGUGCCUCAUCUGGAAACGCCAGCAGACCGAGACUGAAGUCACGGGCGGGGCUGAGGAUCCCCAUCACCCGUGCAGUGAUGAGGUCGCUCUGCUCGUCGUCCCCAAUGACCAGAAUGCGCUGGUCCUCUUCGUAAUUGACCUGUUCCGCUCGCAACGACACCGCCUCAUCGACGAAGCCAGUGGCAGUGAUCUCGAUCUGCGCCUCAACCCCUACGCAGGCUGGGUUGCUGGCGUCUUCCACUCGCAUCACGCCUUGGAUGGUGGCGAGGGCGGGCUCGAACGCCUGCCCCUCGCGUUGGGAGCAGAGGCCGGUCUCGGGGCAGUCGAACUGGAGAGUGACGCUGACGCCCUCUGUCGUGUUGCACGACAGGUCGAGGAAGAAGUCAUCGAGCCCACUAUCAUCGUCAGGCUUGCCCUGAAUUCUCAUGCAGCUCGACACAUUGGUGCCCGUGUUGUUGAUGGUGUCGAGGUAGGCGUCAGAGCUCACGUCUUCGAACAGGUAAGUGCCGGGCACCAGCUGGGCGAACGUCGAUUCUUCAAGCUGUGGAACUGGGGGCGGGGCGUUUGGCUUGAAGCUCUGCUCUCGUGGGUCGGGCCCCUCCUCUCCCCUUCUCUCGACGACGGGCAGGCUGCCCGCACAGUCAAAGGGCACAGCGAAGCGGUUGACGGCAUUGAAGCACGGAUCCAGCUCGGCCGGGAAACACAGAGACGAUGGCUGGCCGCUGGCGACGCCCAGCACGAGGCUGACAUCGCCGCGCGAGAAGUUGGCCACUUCACCGAACAGACCAAUGCUCUCCUCGAUGCAGUAGCAGAAGCGAGAGUCGCUCGUGCGGGCACAGAUGGGCUUGUCCGACGGGCAGCUGACAGACAGGCACACACGAACACAUAUCUCCCAAGAGGCUGUGGCCACCUGUGCGCACACCUGCCGAGUGCCGCCGUGGAGGUCACGCCACUGAGCUCCCCACAGAGGAUGCUCUGCCUGUCUCCCGAUGCACUCACGUCGCCGGCGGUCUCCUCGUCGGUGGUCAGGGCAUCUGUCUGCUGCCUCUUGAGCUCUUCCUGGGCGUUAUCUUCAUAGAAGCACUGGCCGAAGUUGCCCAGGUCGGGGUCGUCGAGGAUGGGCAGCAGCGCAUUGGCCUCACAACUCGAGAAGAUCUCACCGUCAGGGAACACGACUGAAUAGAAACGACAAAAGACACCAAGCGUAUUGGGCGACCCCCUGUUGUGCUCGAGGCUUACUUGGCUGGCAGUCUGCGUUCGUUUCGGUCGGCUGUCCGUCGUCGUCUGUUCUGUUGUUGUUGCUCAGACAGGCCGUCGUGAACUGGGCCACAGCACCCCUCCUCUCCCACUGACUCAGCAGAAUGGAAAGCAACGCCGUUACAAGACGGAGGGCCCACCGCAUAGAACUUCGAAAGGACGAUUGAACAAAGGAGUCGAUAACAGCAGGAGAACAUGCCGG